CAUGGCUUCCCGGAGCCUGGGGGGCCUGAGCGGGAGCCGUGGCGGGGGCGGCGGCGGCGGCAAGAAGAGCCUGAGCGCCCGCAAUGCUGCGGUGGAGAGGAGGAACCUGAUCACCGUGUGCAGGUUUUCUGUAAAGACCCUGAUUGAUCGAUCCUGCUUUGAGACAAUUGAUGAUUCUUCUCCUGAAUUUAAUAAUUUUGCAGCUAUUUUGGAACAGAUUCUAAGUCACCGGCUAAAAGAGAUUUCCCAAAGUUGCAGAUGGCUGGCUCAUCUCCAAAUACCUCUUCAAGGUCAAGUAACCUGGUUUGGUUAUGAAAGUCCUCGUAGCUUCUGGGACUAUAUCAGAGUGGCUUGCCGGAAAGUUUCACAGAAUUGUAUCUGCAGCAUUGAAAAUAUGGAAAAUGUCAGUUCCUCUAGAGCUAAGGGUAGAGCCUGGAUCAGAGUUGCACUCAUGGAAAAACAUUUAUCUGAAUACAUCUCUACAGCUCUGAGAGACUUCAAAACAACCAGAAGAUUUUAUGAAGAUGGAGCAAUUGUCUUGGGUGAGGAAGCAAAUAUGCUUGCUGGCAUGCUGCUUGGGCUCAAUGCUAUUGAUUUCAGCUUCUGCCUAAAGGGAGAGGGACUGGAUGGCAGCUUUCCUGCUGUAAUAGACUACACACCAUAUUUGAAGUUUACCCAAAGCUCUGACAGCAUCAGCAGCGAUGAGGAGGAGCUGAGGACGCUGGGCAGCAGUGGCAGCGAGAGCAGCUCUCCCGAGAACGUGGGGCCCCCUUUCAUCAUGGACGAGAACACGUGGUUCAACAAGUGUAAGAGAGUCAAGCAGAAGUACCAGCUAACCCUGGAGCAGAAGGCUUAUCUUGAAGAACUCUUACGACUUCGAGAGAACCAGCUGUCUGAAUCUGUCUCCCAGAAUAAAAUACUACUACAAAGGAUUGAAGAUUCUGAUCUGGCCCAUAAAUUGGAAAAGGAACAAUUAGAAUAUAUAAUUGUGGAGCUGCAAGAUCAGUUGACUGUGCUAAAGAAUAAUGAUUUAAGAUCAAGACAAGAGUUAACUGCCCACCUCACCAACCAGUGGCCUUCCCCAGGAGCUCUGGAUGUCAAUGCUGUUGCCUUGGAUACGUUGCUUUACCGAAAACACAAUAAACAGUGGUAUGAAAAAAGUUAUCAAAAUCUUGACCAGUUAUCAGCUGAAGUUAGCCUUUCUCAGACUUCCCUGGACCCAAGUCAGUCACAAGAUGAUGGAAAACAAGACACGUUAAAUUCAGUCAGUGAAGGUAAAGAAGACACUCCCUCCUUACUUGGUCUCUGUGGGUCUCUAACAUCAAUGGCAAGUUACAAAUCUCUAACUAGCCUCAAAUCCAAUGACUGUCUUGCAAGUCCUACAGCAGAGAUGACAAGUCCAGGCCUAACUCCAUCCUGAAAAUUUUAAUGUAGAAGCCAAAAGAUUUUAUGUUGCAGAAGUUCUAUUACUUAAGUGUGACUGCUGGGAAAACCUUUGGAAUUUUA
Messenger RNA from Eptesicus fuscus (big brown bat), 1506 nucleotides. It is a transcript of the gene RUNDC3B, whose product is annotated as RUN domain containing 3B. NCBI's taxonomy places the organism in Eukaryota, Metazoa, Chordata, Mammalia, Chiroptera, Vespertilionidae. The coding region runs from base 2 to 1420 and encodes 472 amino acids. The record is from RefSeq and is a predicted model, not a curated record. The transcript has 12 exons.